AUGACAAAACGUAUACCGAAAACUGGGACAUGCCAACUUUUAGGGCCCGUCUCCUUAGUCAUUCAGUUACUGAUGGGGAUCCUUGUAGUAAUAGUAUUACUCAUCAAAAGAGAGUACGAACAUCCAAGAAGGAAACUGAUCGUUUGGUGCUAUGACACAGGGAAACAGAUUGGUGGUUCGUUGAGUAUUCAUUUUAUUAAUUUGGGAUUGAGUAUUAUAAAGAAGAAAAGACAGAUUAUCGUUAGUAUUUUAUUAAAGGAGAAAAGUAUAUAUAAUUUAUUAGACUCUUCUAGCGAUGAUAGCAACGGUGAUGACGAUCAAUGUGAUUGGUAUUUCUUAAAUUUAUUAUUAGAUACUACUUUUGGGAUACCCAUUCUGUGGUUAGCUCUUAAAUUGUUACAAAGAAUUUUAAGUUAUCUCAAAAUACAAAAUGUUGAGAGUGGUAAUUAUUAUUCGACAGAUGAUAGAAACAUUCAUAAAAAAAUAUUGUUUAGUGCAUUUUUAAGACAAUUAUUGGUGUUCAUCACUGGUCUAAUCGUAAUGAAAUUCUUCGUAUUUUUAUUCCUGAAUUUCUUCGAAGACGCAGCAUAUUGGUUCGCUAACAUAAUACUUGGCUGGGCAGACAAAUGGCCAAACUUCCAAGUGUUUUUAGUGAUGUUUGUGUCACCCGUAUUAUUAAAUUGUUUCCAAUAUUGCUGUAUUGAUAACAUUAUAAAAUUACAUAGUGUGGAUUACACUAAUAUUGAUAAUUUUGAACAAGAGACCUUAUUUAGUGAUGACGAUUACGACCAUCAGUCAAGUUCCCCCGCCAGUGAUAACUUCCUAACGAAGUUCAGAAGAUAUCGUCGUGUGAGCAACAAUGAUUCAUCACUCUAUGGCAGUAUCAACUGA
This is a messenger RNA of Maudiozyma barnettii, 891 nucleotides long. RefSeq lists its product as uncharacterized. The record is from RefSeq and is a predicted model, not a curated record. The transcript has a single exon. The coding region runs from base 1 to 891 and encodes 296 amino acids. Gene Ontology annotation, cellular component: membrane. NCBI's taxonomy places the organism in Eukaryota, Fungi, Ascomycota, Saccharomycetes, Saccharomycetales, Saccharomycetaceae.